AUUCACCCAGAAUUAUAUGUUGAUAAAUCAAGGGGAGAUAAGCUACGGAUAAAUAUAGACAUUGCUUUUCCACAUAUGCCAUGUGCUUAUUUAAGCAUUGAUGCAAUGGAUGUGGCUGGAGAGCAACAAUUAGAUGUUGAACAUAAUCUCUUCAAACAACGCUUGGAUAAAGAUGGCAAGCAUGUGACUCCAGAAGCAGAAAGACAUGAAUUAGGAAAAGAAGAGGAACUUUUCUUUGAUCCAAAUUCAUUAGAUCCUGAACGCUGUGAAAGCUGUUAUGGAGCAGAAUCUGAAGAUAUCAAAUGCUGCAAUAAUUGUGAUGAUGUGAGGGAAGCAUACAGGCGUCGAGGGUGGGCCUUCAAGAAUCCAGAUACUAUAGAGCAAUGCAAGAGAGAAGGAUUUAGCGAGAAAAUGCAGGAGCAAAAAAAUGAGGGAUGCAAAGUAUAUGGAUUUUUAGAGGUCAAUAAAGUAGCUGGCAAUUUUCACUUUGCACCAGGAAAAAGCUUUCAACAGUCUCAUGUUCAUGUUCAUGAUCUUCAGAGUUAUGGACUUGACAAUAUAAACAUAACACAUAUUAUCAGGCAUCUUUCAUUUGGGAAGGAUUAUCCAGGUCUUGUGAACCCACUUGACGGAACCGUUGUCACAGCUCAUCAAGCUUCGAUGAUGUUCCAGUAUUUUGUAAAAGUAGUCCCCACAGUAUACAUGAAAGUUGAUGGUGAGAUGGUGAGGACAAAUCAAUUUUCAGUAACAAGGCAUGAAAAAAUAGCGAAUGGACUAAUUGGAGAUCAAGGCCUACCUGGUGUGUUUGUACUGUAUGAGCUUUCCCCAAUGAUGGUGAAAUUAACAGAGAAGCACAGGUCCUUUACACAUUUUCUCACAGGCGUCUGUGCCAUUAUUGGAGGAGUAUUUACAGUUGCAGGACUCAUUGAUUCUUUGAUCUAUCAUUCAGCUCGAGCCAUUCAGAAGAAAAUUGAACUUGGAAAAACUACAUAGAUUAGUAUCUACAAACCUUCCUAAAAGACUUGAAGAAAUGAAAAAUAACCCUAACAUCAAUGUCCAAUAUGAAUGUGCCAAGUGAAGAUCAUUGGAACUUUGAGAAGAGACUGACAUUCCAGUUCCUGGGACAAGGGAUUAAAUUUAAACAUCAAUGUUUGUGGCUGUUAAAACAUUUCUGUUUUAAUAUUCACAUUAAUCUGUUGGCAUAUAUUUUCAAUUUCUAUAUUCCAAAAGAAAGUGUCAUCCAGAAUAUAGAUCACAAGAACUUCUAUAUGUCUAAAACUAGUUAUUUCUAAUUUAAUUUGUAUUUAGUGAUACUGUAAAUUGUGUGGUUGAAAUAAAUUCUCAGGAAAAUGUU
This is a messenger RNA of Thamnophis sirtalis, 1354 nucleotides long. The record is from RefSeq and is a predicted model, not a curated record. Lineage: Eukaryota; Metazoa; Chordata; Lepidosauria; Squamata; Natricidae.